AUUUCACUCGUACAUUAGUCAAAGACUGCAGUACAUUGGACAAAGUCAAGCUGAAUGGGAUGAAUUUGUUGAUUUAAUUUUGAAAGCUCACAGUGUUCAUUUAACUAUGCCAGCUAUUAAUCGUAACCUACACUGGGAUAAUUUACUCACUUAUAUUCGCCGUCAUCCCAAGUGUAGUCCAGCUUUAUGGCAGCGUAUAUUAGCUGGUAUCCAAACAGCUGAUCUCAAGCGAUCAGCAUAA
Heterobilharzia americana is the source of this 241-nucleotide messenger RNA. NCBI's taxonomy places the organism in Eukaryota, Metazoa, Platyhelminthes, Trematoda, Strigeidida, Schistosomatidae. The record is from the annotation of a GenBank genome assembly.